CCCGCAUCGGAUACUACGAGAUCGAGCGGACCAUCGGCAAGGGCAACUUCGCCGUGGUGAAGCUGGCGACCCACCUGGUGACCCGGGCCAAGUGACAGAAAAUUGCAGCCUUUGCUAUGCCAAAGCAGAAAGGGUAGCAGCAGUUGGGACCAGGAGACUUCACACACCACCCUGAGUGAAGAAUGUGGUACAGUAGAACCUCAUCGUGACAAACUGACCAGUCAACCACACACCUCAUUUUAACCAGAAGUACACAAUCAGGCAGCAGCAGAGACAAAGAAAAGUGAAUACAGUACAGUACUGUGGUUGCUAUAAAGAUCAUUGACAAGACACAGCUGGAUGAAGAGAACCUCAAGAAGAUUUUUAGAGAAGUUCAGAUUAUGAAGAUGCUCUGCCACCCACAUAUCAUCAGAUUAUAUCAGGUUAUGGAGACGGAGAGGAUGAUUUAUCUGGUGACAGAGUAUGCUAGCGGAGGGGAGAUAUUUGAUCACCUGGUAGCCCAUGGACGGAUGGCCGAGAAAGAAGCUCGGAGAAAGUUCAAGCAGAUUGUAGCUGCUGUCCACUUCUGUCACUGUUGUAACAUAGUUCACAGAGACCUGAAGGCAGAGAAUCUGCUGCUGGAUGCUAACCUUAACAUCAAAAUAGCAGAUUUUGGGUUCAGUAACAUCUUCACACCUGGCCAGCUGCUUAAAACCUGGUGUGGGAGUCCCCCCUACGCGGCUCCCGAGCUCUUUGAAGGGAAGGAAUAUGACGGGCCGAAGGUUGACAUUUGGAGUCUUGGUGUGGUCCUGUAUGUGCUGGUCUGUGGUGCUCUGCCCUUCGAUGGGAGUACUCUGCAGAAUCUGCGGGCAAGGGUGCUUAGUGGGAAAUUUCGCAUUCCAUUUUUUAUGUCCACAGAAUGUGAGCACUUGAUCCGCCACAUGCUGGUGCUGGACCCAAGUAAACGGCUGUCGAUGGAACAGAUUUGCAAACACAAGUGGAUGAAGCUUGGGGAAGCUGAUGCAGAGUUUGACAGGUUAAUAGCUGAAUGUCAGCACCUGAAGAUUGAAAGGCAGAUGGAACCACUGAAUGAAGACGUGCUCUUAGCAAUGGUGGAGAUGGGGCUGGACAAAGAGCGCACGCUACAGUCACUAAGGACAGAUGCCUAUGAUCACUAUAGUGCAAUCUAUAGCCUGCUCUGUGACCGAUUAAAGAGACAUAAGAAUCUGCGCAUUACAGCACCUCCCAGUGUGCCACGGACCGUGGUCUUCCCCACACCAGCUAACAUCCAGGCGGAACAGGCAGGCAACCCCAUGAGUAUCAGUGUGCCACAAGUCCAGCUCAUUAACCCUGAGAACCAGAUCAUAGAGACUGAUGGAACAAUGAACUUGGACAGUGACGAAGGGGAAGAGCCAUCCCCUGAAGCCCUGGUCCGUUAUCUCUCAAUGAGAAGGCACACUGUUGGAGUUGCAGACCCACGCACGGAAGUCAUGGAAGAUCUCCAGAAGCUCCUGCCAGGCUUCCCUCGUGUCACUCCCCAGGCUCCAUUCCUGCAGGUGACUCCAAACAUGAACUUCAUGCCCAAUAUGCUGCCUAUGCAGAACCUGCAGCCGACUGGCCAGCUGGAGUACAAGGAGCAGUCCUUGCUGCAGCCCCCCACUCUGCAGUUGUUGAAUGGAAUGGGCCCUCUGGGGCGGCGGGCUUCAGACGGUGGAGCCAAUAUCCAGCUGCACGCACAACAACUGCUGAAGCGACCACGAGGCCCUUCCCCGCUUGUCACUAUGACGCCAGCAGUGCCAGCAGUUACCCCCGUGGAUGAGGAGAGCUCCGAUGGGGAGCCGGAUCAGGAAGCUGUGCAGAGAUACUUGGCAAAUAGGUCAAAAAGGCACACUCUGGCAAUGACCAACCCUACAGCUGAAAUCCCUCCAGACUUGCAGAGGCAGCUAGGACAGCAGUCUUUUCGAUCCCGGGCUUGGGCUCCACACCUGGUACCCGAUCAGCACCGCUCUGUUUACAAGGACUCAAACACUCUUCACCUCCCCACUGAGCGCUUCUCCCCGGUUCGUCGCUUCUCGGACGGUGCUGCCAGCAUCCAGGCAUUCAAAGCCCACCUGGAGAAAAUGGGCAAUAACAGCAGCAUCAAACAGCUCCAGCAGGAGUGUGAGCAACUACAGAAGAUGUACGGUGGGCAUAUGGACGAGAGAACUCUGGAGAAGACACAGCAGCAGCACAUGUUGUACCAGCAGGAGCAGCAUCAUCAAAUUCUCCAUCAGCAGAUUCAGGAUUGUAUUCGCCCACCUCAGCCAUCUCCACCCUUGCAAGCUCCAUGUGAAAACCAGCCAGCUCUACUUACCCACCAGCUGCAGAGGUUACGGAUUCAGCCAUCUAGUCCACCCCCAAACCACCCUAAUAAUCAUCUCUUCAGGCAGCCAAAUAGCAGCCCCCCUCCUGUGAAUAGCAGCAUGCUACAGACUCAUGGUGCAGUCUCUCAGUCCCAGUUCCAAGGGCUGCCGUCCCACAGUGCAAUCUUCCAGCAGUCUGGUAACUGUUCCCCUCCCCCGAACGUGGCACUGACAUGCAUGGGCAUGGCGCAGCAACCACAGCCGCAGCCGGUCACCAUCCAAGUGCAAGAUACCGGAGAUAUGCUCAGCAACAACCUUCUGCAAGGGGCAGCUGUGGCAGGUCAGGGCCUGUCCCCUCACCCCCGAGGCAUGUCUAUCAACCCGAGUGCCAAUCAGAUCCAAAUGCAGCAUCGAGCUAACCUGAUGGCCUCUCUCACGUACGGUCACAGGCCACUGUCCAAGCAGCUGAGUGCUGAUAGUGCAGAGUCGCACAGCUUGAACAUGACCAGGUAUCCCCCUGCUAACUAUGACCAGGUGCAUUUACAUCCCCACCUGUUCUCAGAUCAGGCCCGUGCAUCCCCCAGCAACUACAGCCCAUCAGCAGGGGUGGGAUUCCCCACAGCGCAGCAAGCCCUGAAGGUUCCUCAACUUGACCAGUUCCCCAGCUUCCCUCAAAGCACACAUCAGCAGCAGCCACAGCACUACACGGCAUCGGCACUACAGCAGGCACUGCUGUCCCCAACUCCGCCAGAUUACAGCCGACACCAGCAGGUACCGCAUAUCCUCCAGGGACUGCUUUCCCCCCGGCACUCACUCACAGGGCACACGGACAUGCGACUGCCCCCAGCAGAAUUUGCACAGCUCAUCAAACGGCGGCAGCAGCAGCAGCAAGAAUUUCAAGAGUUGUUCAGGCAUAUGAGCCAAGGAGAUGCUGGGAAUAUGGGCCCCAGCAUGGGACAGAACCUAUCAGAGCGUCAGUCGUUGUCUGUGCCUUAUCAGAAUGCUGACACGUACCAUCACAACAGCCCCCAACAUCUCUUAAAAAUCAGGGCACAAGAAUGUAUCCAGCAGGUAUCUGCAGCAGUGGCGCCGCAUGGGUAUGUACACCAGCCAGCUCUGAUCCAUUCGGAGAGCAUGGAGGAGGACUGUGCAUGUGAGGGUGCCAGGGACAGCUUUCCGGACACUAAGAGUUCAAAUACAUUGACCAAAGGUGGCCAUGAGAACCCACUGCUUUUAAAUGCAGGAGGGCAUGGGGACCCAGAAUCUCUGCUAGGAACUGUUAAUCAGGGGCAGGAAUUGGGGACGCAUCAUUACAGACAUCAGCCAGCUACUGGAUUCAGUAGGAAUAAGGUGCCCAGCAGAGAAUCCAUUGUAGGGAACUGUAUGGACAGAAGUUCUCCAGGACAAGCUAUGGAGAUGCCCAAUCAUAAUGGAGUGGGUUAUUCUGCAAGACCAGCUUCCAUGGAACACCACAGACCCAGGACUCUGCAGAGACAUCAUACCAUACAGAACAGCGAUGAUGCCUAUGUCCAGUUGGAUAACUUGCCUGGAAUGAGUUUAAUGGCUGGAAAAGCAUUAAGCUCUGCUCGGAUGUCUGAUGCAGUACUCAGCCAGUCAUCACUCAUGGCCAGCCAGCAGCUACAUGCCAGGGAGAGUGAGGGUAAGGACUUGCCUGCGGCUGACAAGGCAUCUUGCAGAGACUGUGGGGAAAGUUUGGAAGGUCAAGAGCACCCAAAUCUAGCUGAUGGCAACCAGCAUUUAAACACCUCUUGUUAUCCAUCUACGUGUAUUACAGACGUCCUCCUGAGCUACAAGCACCCGGAGGUGCCCUUUGGGAUGGAGCAGGCUGGGGUGUAGCAGGAGGAGGGAGUUUUGUAUACAGCUUUGAAAUGAAAAGGUCCAUUUUAAACCAACAGUAUCUAGCAGCAUUGCGCCAAAUUGCCAUAGUAUUUCUCACUGAAAUAUCAUGGCUCCUUUCCUCAUAAUCAGUUCCUCAGUGUGUCGUUCCUUUGGUUUCUUUCGUUUGUCAUAUUUGCCUGUAACUCCAGCUAUCGUAGAGCUAACGUGAGUCCUACACCCUGUGUGAAAGGAUUGAUGGAACUGGAGUUUUGCAUUUGGUUUGGAGGGGGGUUUAAAUGCGAAGGGCCAGGUAACCACGGAUGGUGCAGACUCAAAUGUUCUCCCCUUCAUCCAAGCCCGCUCUUAAGACAUGUCCAACAUGAUCUUUUUCUGGGGACAAGGAGGAGAGCAUGGGACAGAUGCCUUCCUGGAGCCUGGCUGUAUAGGGGAAGCAAGGGGCAGGGAGGGAGUUGGAAGCUCUGUCCUUUGGCAAGCAAUAAGCAGAGCUCCUGAAAACCAAGUCCAAACUCAGUCGUUUUCCCAGGGUUCCCGCGCACACCACAUCCCACAAGCCCAGCCCCAAGGGCGGAAGAAGGCCAUGCUGUAGUUUUAUUUCCAUAUCCUUUGCAUCCGAACUGAUAGUAGGGCCAAGAGCUACUCUGGGGCAAGAGCAUCUGUCUCCCUUACCACAGUGGUGGCCUGUCCAACCCACCCCCAGCCAGCCUGCAGAGCAGAUUACAUCCCCCACCCCACUGGUUCUUCCAAGGGAUGGUUCGAACACCCAGCAGUGGUGCAAUACUCUUUGUCUCGCUCAGCUUCGUCUGCUUUUCUGUCACUUUUUUUUGGUCAUUGUGCUAAAAGGAUCAUUUCCCCCCUCCUUUUUAAUACCUUUUCCUUCCAAACCUACCUACGACCUUUUUUUUUUCUUCCCCAGCUCCCAGUUUAAAGUAAAGAAGACCUGUUGUUUCUUUGUUUUUCUAGCUUUUCCUCCUGAUCAUGUAGGAAUUGUUUUAUGGUAAAUGUUGUUGUUUUUAUUAUUAUUAUAAUUAUUAUUAUUAUUAUUAAUAAAAGACAAAAGGAAUUUCUGUUUGAGAGAAAUUUUUAACUAGAUUCUGCUCUAUUUGAAUUGUGACUUGCACCUUUUGUUCAAAGUAUUUUAUUUCUUUUUAAUGACAUUGUAAUUGUGACUGGUUUUUUCUCUUGUGCCAGUGGCAGAAGUGGUGUUCUCCUUUAUACAAAUUCAGAUGUGCAUAGAUCUCUUCUUUCUCAUUCAUUUGAGUUUCUUUCCUUGACUGAUAGAAACCAAUCCCCCCUCCAGUGGUUGGGGCUAAGGGAGUCUUUUGUGUCAUCAUUGCCUUUGGAACUUUAAAAGCUACAACUGAAAAUUCCUAUUACUGACACUUUUUUGGAAUUUUUUUUAAAUAAAGGAAAAAUCAAUCCAGCCCUCUGAAUUUGCACAGAAGGAAGUGUGAGACCAGCAUGGCAAAGGUUAAUUUGCUAUCAGCAUCUCUUCCCCAAAGCAAUUGUCAUAAAUGGACCUGCAAUGAGGAGGGGAGGGGAGGGGAGAGAAGAAAUCCGCAACUGACAAACGUACCUCCCAGCUCAAUGUUUCUAGAAAGCCUAAUGUCACUGUGGUUUGAUUGGUGUGUAGUUGUCAAGUUACAUUUUCUUUAACAUGUAAACUAGACGGUGUGUGUUGGGGUGGGGGUGGGGGACCCAGACAGGGCUUGCCGGAUCAGUGAAAAGGUACCAAGAAACUCUGAAAGGCUUUUUGACAUUGCGCUAUAUCUUUGAUUUGUUUUCCUUUUGUUUACAUGACAUUGUAUUUCUGGGAGAGUUGACAGCUGCCCUACAGUAGCCAUCCAAAAGAAAAGCAGGGACUUGCUUAACCGUGCCAUUUCGCAGUAUCACACUUUUUUAUCAUGGCUUUGUAUUGUAGUAAUCAAUACGCGCAGUAUAUGUUGAAUGUAUAUUAAUAUACUUUGCUAUUAUUUCUGUUUUUUGGAAAUGUCCGAAGUAUUUUUUUCUUCCUUGUUUAUGCUGGACUAAAAACAAACAACUUUCAGUAAAUCUUUAGUCCAUUUUUUGUGGGUCACUUGCAACUAGUAACUUAGUUGGACAGUGGGAUCAUGAUAAAUAAAAUCAUAAUUACGAUCUUAUGA
Messenger RNA from Gopherus flavomarginatus (Mexican gopher tortoise), 6322 nucleotides. It is a transcript of the gene SIK3, whose product is annotated as SIK family kinase 3. Gene Ontology annotation, biological process: microtubule cytoskeleton organization; protein phosphorylation; intracellular signal transduction. Bases 381 to 4178 code for a protein of 1265 amino acids. Lineage: Eukaryota; Metazoa; Chordata; Testudines; Testudinidae. Gene Ontology annotation, molecular function: protein serine/threonine kinase activity; tau-protein kinase activity; ATP binding. The record is from RefSeq and is a predicted model, not a curated record. The transcript has 26 exons. Gene Ontology annotation, cellular component: cytoplasm.